AUGGCGCUUCCCGGCGUGAUUGGGGACUUCGCUGAACCAAAAACGCUACUUCUCUUCCUCCUUUCAUUCGUAGUUCUAUACACCUGCGCCAUACUAUAUCAGUCCUACGCUCACAAAAUCCCCGCAAAUUCGCCCCCUCAAGUCGACGACGACCUCCCCAUAACCGGUGCAUCUGGCUGGUUUACUCGACGAUGGGAUUGGUGCCAGGAAAAACGCGAUCGGUCAAAGACCGGCAACUUCUCCUUCCAUGCGGGAUCAAGAUUGGUCAUCGGGCUUUGUGGUGAAAAUGGACGGCGAACUUUCUUUGAGUCCAAGGGUCUGUCCUUCACUAAAGGCUACGAUGUCUUGUUUGGAGGCGGUCCGAAUUCCAGCACCCGUGCCCAGAUCCGGUCUGAUCCUGACUUGACACCGUGGUUCAAUCGUCAGAUAGUAAACCUCUUGAAAAGCGAUCAUCUUCAAAAAAGAUUAGCUACCCUCAUAUCUGAUACCAAAGACGGUAUCGAAGCCAUUAAGCAAGAUCCAAGUGGCUGUACUGAUCCGUUUACGAGUAUUUAUAACAUCGUCUUUCGUCUUACCAUCCGUACGCUAGGUGCAAACGAGAUUGUUGAGAAUGAGGGUUUGCUAGAAGCGUUUGCAAAGAAUUUCGGAAUAAUCGACAAGAGUUCGAAUGCUACAACGAUCUGCUUCCCUAAGUUUCCCUCGCCGUCCCUUCUUAAGCGGUACUUUGCGGGAGCGCAACUAUUUUCGAUUGUGGCAAAAAUUAUCAAGACGCGUGAGACAACUGGAAAGAAGUACGAUGAUGCUUUGCAGUUCCUGCAGGAUCAGGGUAGUAGCACUCUCGAUAUAGUCCGGUUCAUCCUUGCGGCCUUGUUCGCUGGAGUACUCAACAGUGGCAUUAACGCCGCGUGGGUUCUCAUCUAUCUUGCAACCUCACCAGAGUGGCAGAAAAAGGUGAGGGAUGAAGUAUGUGGGGUUGCUGCAAAAUACGCCAAGGAUCCGAAUAUGCCGUUGGUCAGGCAGCUUGAAGACGUUCCCUUGGAAGCGUGGGAGUCGGAGUUCCCCAUCAUCGAAAUGUGCCUACGCGAUUCUAUGCGUCUCGGAAUAUCCAGCAACUUAUUUAGGCGGAACAUAAGCGGAAAACCUAUACCCACAGGCAACAAUAACGAGGUGAUUCCACCAGGGGCAGUUGCGGUCUAUCCUGUAGGCGAUAUUCAUUUCGACCAUGAAGUCUAUCCUGAUCCGUACAAGUGGGAUCCGUCCCGUUACCUGCCGGAGCACGCACAAGACACUAAAGCCCAUGACUUCGUUGGUUGGGGUUCAGGACGACACCCUUGCCUAGGCAUGCGCUUUGCCAAACUAGAGCAAAAUCUCAUCACCGCGUUCUUUGUGACCAACUUCAACUUUGAUCUUGAGGAUAAACAAGGUAACAAGGUCACUACACCCCCGGCUAUCAACGUCAAUGACCAUUUUCCAUCCAAGCCAGCACUUUCACAUUUUAUUAGAGUGACACCGAGGGAGAAGUAG
Messenger RNA from Pyrenophora tritici-repentis Pt-1C-BFP, 1524 nucleotides. RefSeq names its product CypX, Cytochrome P450. NCBI's taxonomy places the organism in Eukaryota, Fungi, Ascomycota, Dothideomycetes, Pleosporales, Pleosporaceae. Gene Ontology annotation, molecular function: iron ion binding; monooxygenase activity; heme binding. The record is from RefSeq and is a predicted model, not a curated record.